AAUGGAAUCCAGGAAAAAAAGCAAAUAGUAUUUUUAAGCUAUAAAAAUGGUGGAACUUUGAUUGCUUCAUACCAGUAGUAGAUCGUAGUAUAAACAAUGACUUCUGCAGCUCUGUCUUCCUCCAUAAACCUUCAGGCGAACCAUUUUGGGUUUGGCAGCAACUGCAGCUUUAGGCCACAAAGAAGAAAAUCAUGUUUCAGUGUUCCUCAGGAAACAAGCAUCGAACCAGAGAACAAUCAAGACAAAACAAGCAAAAAACAAAGUACUAAGGCAACAUUUGCAGAUUCUCCAAGCUCCCCCCCACUGAUCAAUGCACUGAAAGCUUCAGCUGAGCGAAACGCAGCUCGUUUUCACUUCCCGGGGCAUAACGGAGGGCGAGCGGCACCAUCUUCAUUAACUCAGCUUAUUGGUCUUAAACCAUUUAUGCAUGAUUUAACUCAAAUUCCUGAGCUGGACAAUUUAUUUCAUCCUAAGGGCCCAGUUUUAGAAGCAAUGCAGGAAGCGGCAAAGCUUUUUGGAGCAUCAGAGACAUGGUUCCUAGUUGGAGGAACCACAUGUGGAAUUCAAGCUGCAAUUAUGGCAACUUGUUCCCCAGGAGAACAUAUAAUCCUUCCAAGAAGUUCCCAUUCGUCAGUCGUAUCUGCUUUAGUGUUUUCUGGUGCAAUACCUAGAUACAUCAUGCCGGAGUAUGAUUCCAAUUGGGACAUUGCUGGUGGAGUAACUCCAUCACAGAUAGAUAGGGCAAUCAAGGAGUCAAAGACGGAGGGUCAAAAAGUAUCUGCUGUCUUUGUUACUUCACCUACUUAUCAUGGCAUCUGCAGUGACCUGAGUGAGAUUUCUCAAAUAUGUCAUUCUCAUGGAAUUCCUUUGAUUGUGGAUGAGGCUCAUGGGGCACACUUUGGGUUUGAACCUCAACUACCUCAUUCAGCACUCAAGCAAGGGGCUGAUUUGGUUGCUCAAUCCACCCACAAAGUUCUCUGCUCUCUUACUCAGUCAUCAAUGUUGCACAUGUCAGGGAAUAUUGUAGACAGAGAAAGAGUUUGUAGAUGUUUGGAAGCAGUUCAAAGCACUAGCCCCAGUUAUCUACUUUUAGCAUCAUUAGAUGCUGCCAGAGCUCAACUAAGUGAUAAUCGAAACAAAAUUUUCACCAAAGCAAUAGCUUUAGCCAAUCAAGCAAAAGAAUGUAUAAAGAAAAUUUCAGGUAUAUCUAUCCUAGAAUUUCCCAUCUUCUCUAACUUCCCUGCAAGUGAUCCAUUGAGACUCACUGUUGGUUUCCAGCAACUCGGCCUGUCUGGCUAUGAAGCAGACAAAAUGCUAUACAAGAAUCAUGACAUCGUUUGUGAACUUUUUGGGACCCAAUCUAUUACUUACGCCAUUAACCUUGGAACAUGUGAAGGCGAUAUUCGAAGGCUUGUAUCAGGCAUUGAGGAUGUAAGUUCUUUUGCAUCCAUUUUAGAAAUUGAAGGAAGCAACAAACUUAGUGUUUCUACUCCCUUUCUGGAUAUCAAAUUCAGCUUGAAUCCUAGAGAUGCAUUUUUUGCCAAAAAAAGGAGGGUGAAGAUUGAAGAGUGUGUGGGAAAGGUGUCUGGGGAGCUAUUAAGUCCAUACCCCCCAGCAAUACCAGUAAUAUUCCCAGGUGAGGUUAUAUCUAAGGAAGCUUUGGAAUAUCUGAUGCUUCUAAAAAGCAAAGGUGCCUCUAUAAGUGGUGCAUCUGAUCCCCAACUAACAUCACUACUUGUAUGCAAUGUGUAGGAGAAAGUGCAAAAUGGCUUAUGAAAUCAAUAUUUCGUUUAACUCCUGAUGGUUGGAGUAGUCUGUAGCAGGAAUCAUAUAAAUUUGCAUCGUUUUUUAGUAUCUGUAUUGCAGGGAAGUAUGGUAUGAGGGUAACAGUUGUUGAUCAUUAUCUGUAAUGGACAAUGCAUUGGAGAUCAUUUAGGACAUUUGGUCACA
Cucurbita moschata (crookneck pumpkin) is the source of this 1950-nucleotide messenger RNA. RefSeq names its product arginine decarboxylase-like. The record is from RefSeq and is a predicted model, not a curated record. Lineage: Eukaryota; Viridiplantae; Streptophyta; Magnoliopsida; Cucurbitales; Cucurbitaceae. Bases 97 to 1752 code for a protein of 551 amino acids. Gene Ontology annotation, molecular function: catalytic activity. The transcript has 4 exons.